CUACCAUUGACUCUUCUGAUCGAGUCCAACUUCCUUGUCUCGACACUCUCCUUGCUUCCCAUUCCUCAGGGAACUCAGUCCAUCCUCCAAAGUUUGUGUUUGUGUGUGUGUGUGUACAGUACUGUCCAAGUCCCAUCCAGCACGUGUCGGUAGUUCUCGCUCUCCUGGCCCGGAACUACUUGAACGGAACUACUGACUGGCGUACAACACACGUCCACCAACACACACAAACACCGAUUAUCGGUUCACUCCCCAUUCCCCCUCUCGCGGUUCUUCUCCAGUACUUCUCUCAGGAGUCAGGAAGUACCCACCCCCACUCGCCAUGCAUUCCACCGCAUCAGCACAUACCAGCCCUGUCAAGGACGGCAGGCGGAUUCUCGGCGAGAAGACCGCCAACGCGUGCCUGUCGCCCGCCCGCCCUCGCCACGCCGCCUCCCUCUCGCCAGCGAAACGGGCCUUCCUGGAGGCACCGUCGUUCACCUCUCCGUCGAAGAAGCUUCUUCCGUCGCCGCUGUUUGCCGGUCAGAAACGCACCAUUGACCAGGUGGAGGGCCCCCGCGAGCAUGAGAGCAGUACCCGCGAGCGCGCGCCGGCGACAGCAGCAACAACAGCGGCCCCGAUCCACGCGCAAGAGGAGCUGCCUACCAAAUCCGCGGCCAUUGCAGCAGACAAACAGAUCCCAUCCGACGCGACACAAGAACCGAGUAUUCCAGAUCUAGAAACACAACAACAGCAGCAGCAGCAGCCACAACAACAACAACAACAACAACAACAACAACAACAACAACAACAACAACAAAACGAAGUAGAAGCACACCAGCAACAAGAACAACAACAACAACCCCAUAAACCCACCCAACCAUCCACACAACACCCCGCACCCCCCUCCACGCGAGCAGUCCUCACCGACCCCUCGACGCGCAAACGCUUCAUCCAAGAGAAAGCAACCCUCCUCCGCACCCGCCUCCAAACCGCCAUGCGUCACGUCCGCGACCCGCAAUUCGACCGCCGCCUCUCCGCGCUCGAAGCCCACAGCCGCAAAUGUCCCCGCCUGGUCGUCGCCGAAACAAGCGGAUCCCACACCCCUGCGCCGGCACGUGCUGGUGCCGGUGCCGGUGCCGGUGUGGCGGAUCCCAAGACCCCGGUCCCGUUCGCCACGACCUCCCAUCUUCAGCCCGAGCGCAACGCUUCCCCGGAGAAGCAUGCGUCGGGGCUGUCGUCGCCGCCGCUCUCGACGGGGAAUGAGGCUGCGUCUGCACUACUACUAGAAGCCGAGGGGGAGAAUGAAGAGGGGGAGGAUGGGGAGGAUGCGAUGAAGACCCCCACGCAGAAGAUGUAUCGGCAUACCGCCGGGAAAGCAUCGCCGAUGCAACUGAGUAGUCCGCCUGCGACGGUGUCGCGACGGAGGAUUGGGACGGGGAUGGGGACCGGGCUCGAGGAGUCGGACGGUGAAGAGGACGGGACGGGGAUGGGGAUGGGUCUUCCCGAGACGCAGCGGCGGUUAUCGCAGAAGGGGGAUGCGGUGGAUGGGCUGUUGAAGUUGAUGGGGACGGCGGAGCAUGCCGGGAAAGCAGAGGCGCGGACGGGGUGAUUCCACUAUGGGGGCUGCUUGCUUGUUGCGCCGCGCGGCAACCGUGCCAUACGGAAUCAGUCCUUUGCGAGGAGAGCGUGAUGCCGACCUGUCUGUCUGUCUGUCUGUCUGUCGGGCACUCGGUCGGAUAUGAUCUACCCAGUGUCCCAGGGUUUAGGACCAAGGUUGUGGAUUCGGGCACCGCGGCCCUUGCUCCGGACGGCGAAUCACUCACGCCCACAGGGUUGAUGCCAUGCAUGUAAUGUAUAUAGAAUCAGGGAGGGCUUUUGCUGCUGUCUUGUACUUAAAUGGAUGGAUGGCAGGCAAGGCCGGCAGGCAUGCGAGAGAGAGCGAAUGAUGAU
Molecule: messenger RNA, 1932 nt
Organism: Aspergillus japonicus CBS 114.51
Lineage: Eukaryota; Fungi; Ascomycota; Eurotiomycetes; Eurotiales; Aspergillaceae
Exons: 3
Coding region: 323-1591 (422 amino acids)
Source: RefSeq, a predicted model, not a curated record